Messenger RNA from Musa acuminata subsp. malaccensis (wild Malaysian banana), 1083 nucleotides. RefSeq names its product protein G1-like5. Gene Ontology annotation, biological process: response to light stimulus; mRNA transcription. The record is from RefSeq and is a predicted model, not a curated record. Gene Ontology annotation, cellular component: nucleus. NCBI's taxonomy places the organism in Eukaryota, Viridiplantae, Streptophyta, Magnoliopsida, Zingiberales, Musaceae.
UCACUUGUGCAACACCAGAAAACCAGGAUCAUCCUCCCCUUUUAGACCAAACAACAUCUCCACAGCUAGGGAGCUUUCUCUCUGCACUCAGAAGCAUGUAAUCCCCCUAAAUUCUUUCUCUUUCACUCUCUCGCUCUCUCUCUCUCUCUCGGAAUCUUUUCACCAACCACCAGGGAGUGUGAGGAAUCAAACCAGACCUCUGCUUGUUGAGUGUUCCAACCCUUCCUCGCUUCUGACAACAGAUCAACUGCAGCCCUAAAGGCGCAAGAAUAGUAGACAAGGUGACAGCAGCAAGCAAAUCAAGGAGAGAGAGGUCGUUUGAUCGGUCUUUGAUGGACUUCGUACCUAACCCAGAUAGCCCCCACUCCGACAACAGUGGCGGCCUUAACAGCAGCCCCCAGCAGGUUGCGUCCUCCUCCACCGCCACCUCCACAGGAGCGCCCUCCUCCUCCUCCUCCUCCUCAUCACCGUCGUUGAGCCGCUACGAGUCACAGAAGCGCCGCGACUGGAACACCUUCGGGCAGUACCUCAAGAAUCACCGACCCCCGCUGUCGCUCGCGCGGUGCAGCGGCGCCCAUGUGCUCGAGUUCCUCCGCUACCUCGACCAAUUCGGCAAGACCAAGGUGCACACCCAGAUGUGUCCCUUCUUCGGCCACCCCAACCCCCCGGCUCCUUGCCCCUGCCCCCUCCGCCAAGCCUGGGGCAGCCUCGACGCCCUCAUCGGCCGCCUUCGCGCCGCCUACGAAGAGAACGGAGGCAAGCCCGAGUCCAACCCGUUCGGCGCUCGCGCCGUCCGCCUCUACCUCCGUGAAGUCCGCGAAACUCAGUCCAAAGCCCGCGGCGUCAGCUACGAGAAGAAGAAGCGCAAGAAGCCCCAGCAGCACCAGCAACACCCUCCGCCGCCACCUGCUGCGGCAUAACACCGACCAGGAACUUAGCAGAUACGCCUCCGAGCCUUUCUCUCUUCCAAUCUACAGAUGAGCUCCAAAUCCAUAUAUGAUGAGAGUAUUAGCUAUAUCCGUGUGUUAGCCUUUUGUUCUCUUCAAGCCAUUAGUAUCAGUAUCAUCAGUUCAUGUUGCUUUC